Messenger RNA from Haemonchus placei, 639 nucleotides. Lineage: Eukaryota; Metazoa; Nematoda; Chromadorea; Rhabditida; Trichostrongylidae. The record is from the annotation of a GenBank genome assembly.
AUGUUUCGUACCAUCCUACUGACCACCGCCUUCGCCGUCUACACUCAGUACGAUGGCGCGGCNCCCCCGGUCAACUAUAGACCCCCAGUUCCACAGGCACCACCUCCUCAGGUCAACUAUGGACCCCCUGCUCCGGCUCCACAACCUCGUCCAGUCCAGUAUGGACCAGCACUCCCGCCUAGACCACAAUAUUAUCCUCCUUUUCUACCUCCGCUAGUCCUGACGCCGAUCAUUCUUCCUGAACUUCCUGCUCCACAAGAAUUCCUCUAUCCCGAUCCGAUCUACCCUUCAUAUAAUGGACCGAGCGAGUGCGAACCACAAAGCUCAGGCGAUAGCUGCCAGAACUGUCCCAGAAUACAAUCUGCAUGCUAUGGAACUACUGGAACCUGCUUCCGCCCACAAAUCAGCAUGGUAAGAAACCGAAAAUGCAUGGCUAUCGCCUCCUGCGGAGUUGGUAACUACACCCUCGAAACUGCUCAGAUGGCUGAACUCAGUUCAGGAAUGGGAAUUAACAAGCUCAUCAGAUGCAAUGGAUGGGAUUGGCAAGCAGAGGACAUCAACGGUGCCAUUGUCGACGCCAGCUCACUACGUUGCGUUCCACCCGUUGCCCCCGUUACGCCUGUUGCGCCCAUUGCGUAA